Molecule: messenger RNA, 2595 nt
Organism: Lucilia sericata (common green bottle fly)
Lineage: Eukaryota; Metazoa; Arthropoda; Insecta; Diptera; Calliphoridae
Gene: ABCB7
Product: ATP-binding cassette sub-family B member 7, mitochondrial
Exons: 9
Coding region: 80-2263 (727 amino acids)
Biological process (GO): intracellular iron ion homeostasis; transmembrane transport
Cellular component (GO): mitochondrial inner membrane
Molecular function (GO): ATP hydrolysis activity; ABC-type transporter activity; ATP binding
Source: RefSeq, a predicted model, not a curated record
UUAAUAUUUGUCGGCUCAGGGCUCUGUCACACGGCCAGAGAAUAUCACAGAUUAGAAUUCGUAAAUAUUUUGGAAAAUUAUGGCUGGACUGGUCCACUUGGCUAGAUUUUGUAGUAAACAACAAAUAAAUAACAAUAGAAAAUCCUAUAGUACCUUAGUGCGUUAUACAAACUGCAAAUUUAAUGCUGCUGGUCAACGUGUGGCUGCCCAUUUGCUUAUUUCAUCCCGUACCACCGUAACAAAUGUGGAUGAUGGCUCUUCUUCUAAAACAAAAAAGAAAAUAACUCCCUUUACCCCCACCCCGGGCAGUAAAUUAUUGGGUGGUGUUUUUGUUAAGAAGGCGCCUCAAGGUCCAGACCAUAAUAAUGUUCAAACGCUACCACAACAUAUUGUACUACAAACAACACAACCAAUACGACAAUGUCACAUUCAUCUAGGAGGUGGUAAUGGGGGUAAUUCUCUGGGUAAAUUAGAUGCACCGGAAGUAACAUCACAGGAUAUGUUAAGAGCAAUGAUGGCGUAUAUAUGGCCUAAAGAGGAUCCUUUAGUUAGAAAAAGAGUAGCUAUUUCUUUGGGCCUUUUGGCGGGUUCCAAAAUGCUGACGGUUUGUGUGCCAUUCUUAUUUAAGGGUGCUGUUGAUACUAUGGGUACCUUGUCCAUGGAUACUCCAGUAGAUACAGUAUUAUCGGUAGCUACUGCUAUGUUGGUGGGCUAUGGUGUUGCUCGUGCCAGUGCCGCCGCUUUUAAUGAAUUGCGUAAUGCUGUAUUUGCCAAAGUUGCCCAUCAUUCCAUUCGCAAAAUCGCCACCAAUGUGUUUCUACAUUUACACAAUUUAGAUUUAGCAUUCCAUCUUAAUAAACAAACCGGGGCUCUAUCAAAGACCAUAGAUCGUGGUUCCCGAGGCAUUAACUUUGUUUUAUCGGCCAUGGUUUUCAAUAUUGUACCCACCAUUUUCGAAUUGGCUUUGGUAUCUAGUAUAUUGGGUUUAAAGUGCGGCUUAGCAUUUGCUGGUGUUUCUAUGGGCUGUGUAGGUGUUUAUGCUGCCUAUACUUUAUCCGUUACCCAAUGGCGUACCAAAUUCCGUGUCUAUAUGAAUCAAGCUGAAAAUGAGGCUGGCAAUAAGGCAGUUGAUUCUCUCAUUAACUAUGAAACUGUUAAAUAUUUCAAUAAUGAAAAAUUCGAGGCCGCCCGCUAUAAUGAAGUUCUGAAGAAAUAUGAAUCGGCCAGUUUGAAAACAAGUUCCAGUUUAGCUUUAUUAAAUUUCGGACAAAAUGCCAUAUUCAGCAGUGCUUUAAGUAUCAUAAUGGUUUUGGCCGCCAAUGAAAUUGCCAAAGGCAAUAUGACCGUCGGCGAUUUGGUUAUGGUAAAUGGUUUACUUUUCCAAUUAAGUAUACCACUGGGUUUCUUGGGCAGUGUUUAUCGUGAAGUAAGACAAGCUUUGCUGGAUAUGCAAUCUAUGUUUACUCUAAUGAAUGUAGACAGUCGUGUACAGACUCCUGCUAAUGCCCCUCCUUUGGUAUUGGGUCCUGAUAAUGCCUCCAUCGAAUUUAAGAAUGUUAAUUUUGAAUAUGAACCUGGUAAGCCUAUAUUCAAGGACUUAUCAUUUACUAUACCGGCUGGAAAAAAUAUCGCCUUUGUUGGUGGCUCGGGUUCGGGUAAAUCUUCAAUGGUUCGUUUGCUGUUCCGUUUCUUUGAACCUAAUUCGGGUAAAAUUUUAAUUGGUGGCCAGGAUAUCAGUGAAGUUGAUAUCGAUAGUUUGAGAAAAGCUAUAGCUGUUGUACCUCAGGAUUCUGUCCUAUUCCAUGAUACCAUACAACAUAAUAUACACUACGGCAAUCUAAACAAACCACAAGAAGAUGUAGAAAAUGCUGCUCGUAUGGCAGAUUUACAUGAUAACAUUAUGAGUUGGCCCAAACAAUAUGACACGCAAGUGGGUGAAAGAGGUUUAAAAUUGUCGGGAGGUGAAAAACAACGUGUAGCCAUAGCCAGAGCAAUAUUGAAAAAUUCUCCAAUUUUAAUAUUUGACGAAGCCACCAGUAGUUUAGAUUCAAUAACAGAAUUGAAUAUUUUACAAGCUUUAGCUAGAGCUACAAAAGGACGUACUAGUAUUUGUAUAGCACAUCGUCUAUCUACGGUUAUGGAUGCCGACGAGAUUAUAGUGCUAGAAAAUGGACGUGUUGGUGAACGUGGUACACAUGCCGAGUUGCUAAAGAAAAACGGUCUCUAUGCACGUCUUUGGGAAACGCAAACACAACAGUUUUGAUCUUAAUAUUUAAAAAUGCCAAAAACCAUAAUCCCCCCUUUUUAAGUGUAUGUAUAUAGAUUUAAAUAAUUCGUUUUCUUUCAUUUAGCUAGAGGCUGUGUCAGAAGUGAGUGUUUGUUUAAAGAAAAUUAAUUAGUUUUAGUUAAUAUUGUUUUAAUUUAUGGAAAAAAAGAAGAAAAAAACUAUCGACAAAUUAUUUUAAACGAAGUUGUUAAGGUUGAAAGUUUAUAAAUUGAAGCAAUUUCAAUUAGUCGUGUAACAUAUAAAUCUGUAAUAAAUAUGUUCCUGUAAAUAAAUGAAAAAAGACCGAGAUACAAAGAUUUUAUUAAAAA